AGAUACGUCGACCAAUGAGAAUCGUUCGUUCGUUCUUUUUCCUUUUGCUUUUGCUUUGCGACUCUUCUGACGUGCGCAGCUGCGUUUCGGUAUACUAGAGGUUCAUUUUUUUAUAUAAAAGUUUACUUUAAGAUAAUGGCAGCCCAGUGGAUACGAAAAGCAAUCUCACCAAAAAUUGGCAAUGUACGCUUCUGCAGUAAUCUUCGUAAAUGUACCCUUAUACCAGGAGACGGAAUUGGCCCAGAAAUAUCCAUUGCUGUGCAAAAGAUUUUUGAUGCUGCAAAGGUACCAAUAGAAUGGGAAUCAGUGGAUGUAACACCUGUAAAAGGUCCAGAUGGAAAAUUUGGCAUUCCACAAGCUGCUAUUGAUUCGGUUAAUAGAAAUAAAAUUGGUUUAAAGGGACCUCUCAUGACUCCAAUAGGAAAAGGUCACAGAUCUUUAAACCUUGCAUUAAGAAAAGAAUUCAAUUUAUAUGCUAAUGUACGACCAUGUCGUUCUUUGGAAGGAUAUAAAACAUUGUACGAUAAUGUAGAUGUAGUAACAAUCAGAGAAAAUACAGAAGGAGAAUAUUCAGGUAUAGAACAUGAGAUUGUAGAAGGUGUUGUACAAAGUAUUAAAUUAAUCACGGAAGAAGCAUCUAGUAGAGUAGCAGAUUUUGCUUUUCAAUAUGCUAAGGAUAAUAAUAGAAAAAAGGUAACCGCAGUACAUAAAGCAAAUAUUAUGCGUAUGUCUGACGGGUUAUUCCUUAGAUGUUGUCGGGAUGCUGCUCAAAAAUUCCCAAGCAUAAAAUUCGAAGAAAAGUAUUUGGAUACAGUGUGCUUAAAUAUGGUACAAGAUCCAAGUCAAUACGACGUUCUUGUCAUGCCCAACCUUUAUGGUGAUAUCUUAUCAGAUAUGUGUGCUGGACUUGUAGGCGGUCUUGGACUUACUCCUAGUGGAAAUAUUGGCCUUAAUGGUGCUCUCUUUGAAUCGGUGCAUGGAACUGCACCAGACAUUGCGGGUCAAGAUAAAGCUAAUCCUACAGCGUUGUUAUUAUCGUCUGUAAUGAUGUUAAAAUAUAUGGGAUUAAACGAUCAUGCGCGAAUUAUAGAAAAUGCUGCAUAUGACACUAUCAAAGAAGCCAAAUAUUUGACUGGUGAUCUUGGAGGAACUGCAAAAUGCAGCGAAUAUACUAAUGAAAUUUGCAAAAGAGUUUCUGCACAAACAAAAUAAAUAGCAUUAGAAAAUAAUUAAAUAUGAACUGCCAAAUACUCGUAGAAUUCGUGAUCUUUUAAUGUGGUAAAGCUCUUUCAAUUUAACAAACAUAAUAUCAUAUGUUGAUUCAUAUAAUUUUGCUCAGUAUCAAUUUAUAGUCCAAUUUAAUCAUAUAUCUUACAAAAUAGGAAAUACAAUUCAUUGUAAAAAUAUGUAAUUAUAUAUACCGAAGAUUUGCCCUAAGUUUGUUAUAGCAUUUACCUCAUAUAUCUCGUUACAUGCGAAUUUCCAAGUAAACGCGUAACAAUCAUCGUGUAUUUUUCUAUUCGCAUUGGUUGUUACAUAUCGUUUACUGAUAGAUAAAGGAUUUUAGUAAACUUUGUAAAGAUUAGUUUGUACAAAUUAAUGUGUAGAUGCACUCUGUAUUAUACUUUUAAAUAAAAUUGUUAUGCAAAGUGUGCUAAAGAAAAAGUUUCAGAAGUCAACAUUGUGCAGUAUUAUAAACAAAUAAAAAUAAAAAACAUAAAGGAAAAAACUU
Messenger RNA from Vespa mandarinia (Asian giant hornet), 1732 nucleotides. It is a transcript of the gene Idh3a, whose product is annotated as isocitrate dehydrogenase [NAD] subunit alpha, mitochondrial. Gene Ontology annotation, biological process: isocitrate metabolic process; tricarboxylic acid cycle. NCBI's taxonomy places the organism in Eukaryota, Metazoa, Arthropoda, Insecta, Hymenoptera, Vespidae. Gene Ontology annotation, cellular component: mitochondrion. The record is from RefSeq and is a predicted model, not a curated record. Gene Ontology annotation, molecular function: isocitrate dehydrogenase (NAD+) activity; NAD binding; magnesium ion binding.